Molecule: messenger RNA, 735 nt
Organism: Mesorhabditis spiculigera
Lineage: Eukaryota; Metazoa; Nematoda; Chromadorea; Rhabditida; Rhabditidae
Source: the annotation of a GenBank genome assembly
AUGGGGGCCCGGUUUAGUUACCCAAGUCUGCAGCAUGUCGUGCUGGUUGCCGGGCUGGCCGCCGUCAUCUGGUGGUACUUCUACAUGGGACCGGCGGCUGGUGGCGCACCCCCGAAUCGUCGACCCACCACCACUGCCAGCACCAAGAAGAAAAAGGACAAAAAGAGCAAGUCCACCAAGCACAGCACCUGCAAACCCUCCAAAAAGAAAAGCAAGGAUUCGAAGCGGAAGGUCCGUGCCCCGCUGACCCCGGAGAAGAAGAGGGCUCUCGCAUCGAAGGAGCAGGCCCCCCAGCCCCAGCCUUCCGACACUGACCUGAACACGGCGAAGGCGGUCUCUCCACGCCAGAGCACCGUCGACACCCCGGACCUCAUCGCCAAGGUGAGCAAGGACGACCAGGGGUACGGGUCGAUGUGCUACUGCCGCGACGCCGCCCACCGCAACACGUACGACCCCGAGCAGGCCAAGUUCAACCCGGCGCUCAUCUACCAGAUGACGGCCACCAAGCUCGGCCCGAUGCGCUACGAGGCCUACAAGGCCAAGGAGAUUCAUAUGUACCAGGGCGAGAAGGGCUCGCAGCUGUGCGAGGCGGCCCGCGGCGAGGAGAAGCUGCCCGACAUCGGCCAAUCCUACCUGACCGCCCUCGAGCCGAUCCUGCACGCCCUCGAAUACGGGGAUCGUCACGCGGCCCUCAUCGAUGAUCUCAUCCGAAACUAUGACUACCUCGAGACUUCA